GAAUCUGUUCCUCCGUCUUAUCAUUUCUCUCUCAGCGAAGAGUUGUGUUCUUGCCUUAAAUGUCCGAAUGAACCUAACAGGUUCAUCAACACUACAAGAAUUUUCUAUGUUUCGUAGAACGUAACGAAUGAGCAGCACGUUGCAAAGCUGCAACUCUCACAAAAGCUGAUGAGAUACCACACCGUCUCAUACCUUGUCUUUCCGGACGCGUGUCCGUUCGGGUCAGCCGCGACGACCGACGCAGCAGUGUGACUUCCCACGUGCGUGCAGGAGCCGAAUAAUAACUCGAGGACGGCACGGAACUCCCCGAUCUCCGCUUCCUUCUUCUUCGGCUCUUCUCCGCGGUGAUCGUCCCCCGCUCGCCGGCGUCCGACCCUCAUCGAAGUUCCCGGUCCCUCUUCAGAUUAUUUCGGAUAAGAGUUUGGUUUCGGCCCUAAAAGUUGCUUGGCUUUUAGUCCCAAAAGCUGCUUGUUUUUUUUAUGGACUAUUUGGAGCAAAAGGGUUAAUCUCGCUACAUUUGCAGAAUCCAAUUUUUCGCAAUGGUUGAUACCAUCGGCGUGAGCACAUCCCUUGUCGGUCACCACCUGUUCGACCGAAGGCCCUUUCCCAAAGAAGUUAACUUUAAGCGGCGGAUCGACUUCUGCAGCCUGCUCGUCACAGAAUUUAUGGGGCAGCGGUUGUCGAUCGGCCCUUCUACUUCCAUUGCGACUCCCAGGCAACGAUGCAACCGGUUAAUUGGUUCGACCAUCAGGUCAUUGGCGAUGGAGCUGACAAAGGAAAAGAACCCUUCAAAAGAAGACUGGCGGAGGAUUGCUCAUGAUCUCGAUUACACAACUGAUGCAACAGGCCUAAGCCCUGGUAGAUUGUGGCCUCCUGCGAACAAGGCUGAUGACCCGAUGAUUCACAACCCGCUGCUCCGUCAAAAAAGAAUGGGUUGUGGGUGGUUCACUGUGAUCCUUGAAUUGGAAGGAGUGAUUGUGGAAGAUGACCCUGAGUUGGAGAAGCAAGCCUGGGUGGUGUUAUCUCGAGAAGAGGGAAGAUCGCCACCCCUGGCCUUUGUUUUGAAGAGAAUUGAAGGAAUGAAGAACGAGCAAGCAAUCUCUGAGGUUCUUUGCUGGUCACGAGACUCUACGGAGCUUAGACGAUUGGCCUCACGGAAGGAGGAAAUACAUCAAAGCCUAAGAAAUGGUGGAUGCUAUCAGCUCCGAUGUGGGUCUCGGGAGUUCAUGACUACUCUUGCAAAUCACAAGAUUCCACUUGCUGUGGUGUCCACACGACCGUGGAAGAUUCUCCAGGAGGCAAUUGAGGCUGUCGGUGUGCGAAGCUUCUUUGAAGUGAUAGUGGCAGCGGAGGAUGUGUAUAGAGGAAAACCUGAUCCGGAGAUGUUUGUUUAUGCUGCACAGCUCCUUAAUUUUAUACCGGAGCGGUGCAUCGUGUUUGGAAAUUCUAAUUCAACUGUGGAGGCAGCGCAUGAUGCCCGUAUGAAGUGUGUGGCAGUUGCAAGUAAACACCCGGUUUAUGAACUCCGUGCAGCUGACCUUUUGGUGAGGCGCCUGGAUGAGAUAUCAGUCAUCGACCUAAAGAACCUUUCUGACAUUGAUUCUCCGGAGUUUGCAUCAGAACCAGAGGUGGAGAUGGAAGAGGAAGAUGAUCCAUCUCCAUCGUCUUCGGUGGGCGUUGAUGAUUUCUUCUGGUAAAGUCAUUCGUAUGUACAGCUUAUUGUUUCCGUUCCUGCGACUAGUAAGUACAUGAUCCUGACAUAAAGCAGGAAACUGGGGUCUUGUCUCUUAACUUUAUAAGCUAAAUAUCAUGUCAGUGCUUCCUUUAGACAAUGUACAUACUAAAGCAAAUAAGGAAGAUAAAUCGGUUGCUGGGUGGCCUUCAUUUGGGUUCACCGUUCGCUGAAAUAUAUGGUAUUUUGAGACUUGCAAUACUGGAUUAUUAAAA
Molecule: messenger RNA, 1947 nt
Organism: Musa acuminata subsp. malaccensis (wild Malaysian banana)
Lineage: Eukaryota; Viridiplantae; Streptophyta; Magnoliopsida; Zingiberales; Musaceae
Product: 5-amino-6-(5-phospho-D-ribitylamino)uracil phosphatase, chloroplastic
Source: RefSeq, a predicted model, not a curated record